UGAAAGGUUGUUAAAUAGAGUUCGUUCACAGAGAUUUCUGCAGAUGGACCAUCAGACUCAACUGACUUCAAAGGUGGAUUACUCUCUCACACACAGCGGAUGAGUUUGCGGCUGAAAUGAUGCCAUCUGUGUUCCUCCUCUACGUGUUGUGGGCGUUGUGUCCUCUCUCUGUGGGACUGCCCCUCACCUGUCCUUCAUCUCUGAAUCUCAAUCCUCAGCAGGGAUCUGGGAAACUGUGCGCAACAUUGCAGCUGCAGCCCAAGUUUCCCUGUCCCAAUAUAAGCCUGUCAGUGAGUGACAAUGAGCAACUCAGUCCUGAAACAUGGCAUCUGGAGAGUCUGUCGGUAAAGGUGGAAAAAAACUGCAGUUUUAUGGUGAUUCAACAAGACAAGCAGAGUCAACAUUUUCCUGGAGGAUCCUAUUCAAGCAUUGCUAUAAACUCCAUCAGUACACAUGCAGAAUUUCUGUGCGUUUGCACAAAAUUUCACAUCAGAUUCAAACGUACUCCAACAGCUAAAGAUUUUCAAAAUAGACAUGUAUUGGAAUACAUUGACAAUACAGAUAACAACUUUUGGGGUAACGUUUGGAGCAAUUCGAAAAAUGUUAGAGCACGUUUACCACGCAGGCAAUCCUUCAUGACGAAAGAUGAGUUUAACAAAAUCAAGUUCACAAAGGAAUUUCCAAUUGAAAUUGAAAGUGAAAGACAUGGACUGAAAACAUUAUAUAGAAGUGACCAUAAAAUUGAUAUUUAUGAUGUCAGUAAAAUAAAGGGCCAAAUUAAAGUCACCCAAAGGAAUGAUUAUGUUGUGGCUGAUUUAGACAACAAUGAUAAGCCGAUUCACUUUGAAAAUGGUGAAGAUAUUUCUGAACACUUAGAAAAAAUGGAAAAAAAUAAAGUUCUUAAAGUACAAAAAGUAUUAAGAAAUAAGAAACCAGUGUUGGAAGUAAAAGAUGAAUUUGAGACUGCAGUUGAAGAAGACGCAUUUGAGACUGCAGUUGAAGAAGACGCAUUUGAGACUGCAGUUGAAGAAGACGCAUUUGAGACUGCAGUUGAGGAAGACGCAUUUGAGACUGCAGUUGAGGAAGACGCAUUUGAGACUGCAGUUGAAGAAGACGCAUUUGAGACUGCAGUUGAGGAAGACGCAUUUGAGACUGCAGUUGAGGAAGACGCAUUUGAGACUGCAGUUGAAGAAGAUGCAUUUGAGACUGCAGUUGAGGAAGACGCAUUUGAGACUGCAGCUGAAGAAGACGCGUUUGAGACUGCAGUUGAAGAAGACGCAUUUGAGACUGCAGCUGAAGAAGACGCAUUUGAGACUGCAGCUGAAGAAGAAGCAUUUGAGACUGCAGCUGAAGAAGAUGCGUUUGAGACUGCAGUUGAAGAAGACGCAUUUGAGUCUGCAGUUGAAGAAGACGCAUUUGAGACUGCAGCUGAAGAAGAUGCGUUUGAGACUGCAGUUGAAGAAGACGCAUUUGAGACUGCAGUUGAAGAAGACGCAUUUGAGACUGCAGCUAAGGAUGACGCAAUUGAGACUGCAGCUGAAGAUGAUGCAUUUGAGACUGCAGCUGAAGAAGACGCAUAUGAGACUGGAGCUAAAGAUGACGCAUUUGAGACUGCAGCUGAAGAAGAUGCAUUUGAAACUGCAGCUGAAGAUGACACAUUUGAGACUGCAGCUGAAAAAGACACAUUUGAGACUGAAGCUAAAGAUGACGCAUUUGAAACUGCAGCUGAAGAUGACACAUUUGAGACUGCAGCUGAAGAUGACACGUUUGAGACCGCAGCUGAAGAAGACGCAUUUCAGACCGCAGCUGAAGAAGACGCAUUUGAAACUGCAGUAGAACAAGACGGAUUUGAGACUGCAGUCGAAGGAGGUACGUUUGAGACAGCAGUCGAAGGAGGAACAUUUGGGACUGUAGUUGCAGGUGGCGCAUCGGAGACAUCAGUUGCAGGUGGCACAUUUUUAACUUCACUUGCAGGUGGUGCAAUUUUAACUGCAGUUGCAGGUGGUGCAUUUCAAAAUGCAGGUGAAGGUGGUGCAGUUGAGACUGCAGAUAAAGGUGGUGCAGUUGAGACUGCAGAUAAAGGUGGUGCAGAUGAGACUGCAGAUAAAGGUGGUGCAGAUGAGACUGCAGGUAAAGGUGGUGCAGUUGAGACUGAUGAUAAAGGUGGUGCAGAUGAGACUUCAGGUAAAGGUGGUGCAGUUGAGACUGCAGAUAAAGGUGGUGCAGUUGAGACUGCAGAUAAAGGUGGUGCAGAUGAGACUGCAGAUAAAGGUGGUGCAGAUGAGACUGCAGGUAAAGGUGGUGCAGUUGAGACUGAUGAUAAAGGUGGUGCAGAUGAGACUUCAGGUAAAGGUGGUGCAGUUGAGACUGCAGAUAAAGGUGGUGCAGAUGAGACUGCAGAUAAAGGUGGUGCAGUUGAGACUGCAGAUAAAGGUGGUGCAGAUGAGACUGCAGGUAAAGGUGGUGCAGAUGAGACUGCAGGUAAAGGUGGUGCAGUUGAGACUGCAGAUAAAGGUGGUGCAGUUGAGACUGCAGAUAAAGGUGGUGCAGAUGAGACUGCAGAUAAAGGUGGUGCAGAUGAGACUGCAGGUAAAGGUGGUGCAGUUGAGACUGAUGAUAAAGGUGGUGCAGAUGAGACUGCAGAUAAAGGUGGUGCAGAUGAGACUGCAGGUAAAGGUGGUGCAGUUGAGACUGCAGAUAAAGGUGGUGCAGAUGAGACUGCAGGUAAAGGUGGUGCAGUUGAGACUGCAGAUAAAGGUGGUGCAGAUGAGACUGCAGGUAAAGGUGGUGCAGUUGAGACUGAUGAUAAAGGUGGUGCAGAUGAGACUGCAGGUAAAGGUGGUGCAGUUGAGACUGCAGAUAAAGGUGGUGCAGUUGAGACUGCAGAUAAAGGUGUUGCAGAUGAGACUGCAGGUAAAGGUGGUGCAGUUGAGACUGAUGAUAAAGGUGGUGCAGAUGAGACGGCAGGUAAAGGUGGUGCAGUUGAGACUGCAGAUAAAGGUGGUGCAGUUGAGACUGCAGAUAAAGGUGGUGCAGAUGAGACUGCAGGUAAAGGUGGUGCAGUUGAGACUGAUGAUAAAGGUGGUGCAGAUGAGACUGCAGGUAAAGGUGGUGCAGUUGAGACUGCAGAUAAAGGUGGUGCAGAUGAGACUGCAAUUGGAGAAGGCACAGUUGAGACUGCAGCUGAAGUAGAUGCAUUUGUGACUGCAGGCAAAGGCAGUGCAGAUGAGACUGCAGGUAAAAGCAGUUCAGUUGAGCCUGCAGUCGACGUGGAUGCAUUUGUGACUGCAGGUAAAGGAAGUGCAGUUGAGACUUCAGGUAAAAGCGGUGCAGUUCAGACUGCAGAAAAUUCAGUUGAAGAAGAGGCAUUUGAGAUUGCAGAUGAAGAGGGUACAUUUGAGACUAGAGCUGAUGAAGAUGGAUUUGAGACUGCAGUUGAAGAAGACGCAUUUGAGACUGCAGUUGAAGAAGACGCAUUUGAGACUGCAGUUGAAGAAGACGCAUUUACGACUGCAGUUGUAGAAGACCCAUUUAAAACUACAGUUGCAGGAGACGCAUUUGAGACUGCAGUUGAAAAAGAUACAUUUAAAACUACAGUUGCAGGAGACGCAUUUGAGACUGCAGCUGAAGAAGAUGCAUUUGAGACUGCAGCUGAAGAAGACCCAUUUAAAACUACAGUUGCAGGAGACGCAUUUGAGACUGCAGCUGAAGAAGAUGCAUUUGAGACUGCAGCUGAAGAAGACCCAUUUAAAACUACAGUUGCAGGAGACGCAUUUGAGACUGCAGCUGAAGAAGACCCAUUUAAAACUACAGUUGCAGGAGACGCAUUUGAGACUGCAGUUGAAGGCAGCGCAUUUGAGACUGCAUAUGAAGAAGACUCAUUUGAGACUGCAGUUGAAGGCAGCGCAUUUGAGACUGCAUAUGAAGAAGACUCAUUUGAGACUGCAGUUGAAGGCAGCGCAUUUGAGACUGCAUAUGAAGAAGACUCAUUUGAGACUGCAGUUGAAGGCAGCGCAUUUGAGACUGCAUAUGAAGAAGACUCAUUCGAGACUGCAGUUGAAGGCAGCGCAUUUGAGACUGCAUAUGAAGAAGACUCAUUUGAGACUGCAGUUGAAGGCAGCGCAUUUGAGACUGCAUAUGAAGAAGACUCAUUUGAGACUGCAGUUGAAGGCAGCGCAUUUGAGACUGCAUAUGAAGGAGACGCAUUUGAGACUGCAGUUGAAGGCAGCGCAUUUGAGACUGCAUAUGAAGAAGACUCAUUUGAGACUGCAGUUGAAGGCAGCGCAUUUGAGACUGCAUAUGAAGAAGACUCAUUCGAGACUGCAGUUGAAGGUAGCACAUUUGAGACUGCAGCUGAAGACUCAUUUAAGACUGCAGUUGAAGAAGGCACAGUUAAGAUAGUAGUUAAAGGUGUUCCUGGGGUUAUGAUCAAGGAGGGGGAAGGAAGAAUUUCAACUUACAUUUAUUUUUGACAUCCCUUUUUGAUUCUCUUGUACUUUAUUACCCUCUGUGUAAAGCUAAUAUAUCCUAGUAAGGAAUUAGGGCCCUAACCCAGCAGUGGUGGUUGUAAUUGGAAUUGCUCUGUUCAUUAUUAUAUUUUUAGUAUUAUUAUGCUCCAAUGUUUAAAACGUUUUUAAGGUUGCUUGGGAGUUUGAUUUCAACAUACUUGGCACACACACCAGAAAUGCCUAAAUGUAUAUCUGCAUUUAAGGUCCAGAACUUGGUAAGUUCAUUUUGUUAGGGCAAAAUGAAUCAGUAGCACCACAUAUACUUUAAAGAGUGUGUAUUUGUUAAAACUAAGACAGACAAUUGUCUGACAAAUUUGAUAAAAGUCCUGACCUGAACACAUGCAUCAUCAAUGUUUGUAUUGUGGAAAAGGCUUCAGUCAGUACAGUUGAAACUUGAGCUUUGUAACUCUGCACAUCUUCUACACCUGCAAAACCAUGUCAGGAGAAUUAUUGCACUUACCUUAGAAAUCAGACAUAUCAGAGAGCUAUUUAACAUUGUUUCAGUGUGAUUUAUGCCAUCUUUAAAUGCUAGCUUGUCAUAUAAACUUUAAUAAUACUGAUACAGCAACAAAAUAUUUUUCUCUAAGUAUUUCUGUCAUAGUGUUUAUAAUAAAAGUUUGCAUAUGCCAUGUGAGCGUAAGCUUUGUCCUAUGCAUUUAAAUUUUGAAAGCAUUGUUAAUUAAAU
This is a messenger RNA of Danio rerio (zebrafish), 5193 nucleotides long. The record is from RefSeq and is a predicted model, not a curated record. Lineage: Eukaryota; Metazoa; Chordata; Actinopteri; Cypriniformes; Danionidae.